Messenger RNA from Herpailurus yagouaroundi (jaguarundi), 2266 nucleotides. RefSeq names its product lactoperoxidase (gene LPO). Gene Ontology annotation, biological process: defense response to bacterium; response to oxidative stress. Bases 203 to 1960 code for a protein of 585 amino acids. The record is from RefSeq and is a predicted model, not a curated record. NCBI's taxonomy places the organism in Eukaryota, Metazoa, Chordata, Mammalia, Carnivora, Felidae. The transcript is spliced from 8 exons. Gene Ontology annotation, molecular function: heme binding; thiocyanate peroxidase activity.
GUGUGGCCUUGGGCAAGUCCCUUGAGCAAUGUGGUCUCAGUUUCUCAUCUGUAAAAUGGGAAUUAAACCUCUUACCUCAAUGAGUUGUCAGGAUUAAACAAGAAACCACCUGAGAACUGCUUACCUAAAACAGACAAAUGCAUUCCCAGAAAAGUAAGUUCCCCUCUGCUUUCGGUUUCCUGCCUCCCCGCCGUGCCUCAGAAUGGAGAAAGAACUCAGCCCCUCUGGCGUCCCUUCUGUUUCAGAACCUAGCCUGGACUUGACUGCACUGUCUUGGGAGGUGGGCUGUGGUGCCCCCGUUCCUGUGGUGAAAUGUGACAAGGACAAUCCUUACCGAACCAUUACAGGAGACUGUAACAACAGGAGGAACCCCGCUCUGGGCGCCGCCAACAGGGCGCUGGCGCGCUGGCUGCCCGCCGAGUACGAGGACGGGCUCUCCCUGCCCUUCGGGUGGACGCCGGGGAGGACGCGGAACGGCUUCCCGCUCCCGCCGGCCCGCGAGGUUUCCAACAAGAUUGCAGGCUACCUGAGUGAGGAGGGUGUUCUGGACCAAAACACGUCCUUGCUGUUCAUGCAGUGGGGUCAAAUUGUGGACCAUGACCUGGAUUUUGCCCCCGACACCGAGCUGGGGAGCAGCGAGUACUCCAAAGCCCAGUGUGACAAGUACUGUAUCCAGGGAGACAACUGCUUCCCCAUCAUGUUCCCUCCCAAUGACCCCAAGGUGAAGACUCAAGGGAAGUGCAUGCCCUUCUUCCGAGCUGGGUUCGUCUGCCCCACUCCACCUUAUCAGUCCCUGGCUCGAGAUCAGAUUAACGCUCUGACCUCCUUCCUGGAUGCCAGCCUUGUAUACGGUCCUGAGCCCAGCCUGGCCAGCCGCCUUCGAAACCUCAGCAGCCCGCUGGGCCUCAUGGCUGUGAACCAGGAGAUCUGGGACCACGGACUGGCUUACUUGCCCUUUGACAUCAAGAAGCCAAGCCCCUGUGAGUUCAUCAACACCACGGCCCAAGUGCCCUGCUUCCUGGCAGGAGAUUUCCGAGCCUCCGAGCACACUUUGCUGGCUGCUUCCCACACCCUCCUUCUCCGAGAGCACAACCGGCUGGCCAAAGAACUAAAGAGACUCAACCCUCACUGGGAUGGAGAGAAGCUCUACCAGGAAGCCCGGAAAAUCCUGGGAGCCUUCAUGCAGAUUAUCACCUUCAGGGACUAUCUACCCAUUGUGCUCGGUGAUGAGAUGCAGAAGUGGCUCCCUCCAUACAGAGGCUACAACCAAUCUGCUGACCCCCGAAUCUCCAAUGUCUUCACCUUUGCCUUCCGCUUUGGCCACACGGAGGUCCCCUCCACCAUGUCCCGCCUGGAUGAGAAUUAUCAGCCUUGGGGUCCAGAAGCAGAGCUCCCCCUGCACACCCUCUUUUUCAACACCUGGAGGAUGGUCAAAGAGGGUGGAAUUGACCCUCUGGUCAGGGGCCUGCUGGCCAAGAAGCCCAAGCUGAUGAAUCAGAAUAAAAUGAUAACAGAAGAGCUGCGCGGCAAGCUUUUCCAGCCCACUCACAAGAUCCACGGCUUCGACCUGGCCGCCAUCAACAUACAGCGCUGUCGAGACCACGGGAUGCCCGAUUCUGGUGGGAGAACCCUGGGGUCUUCACUGAGAAGCAGCAGGACUCUCUACAGAAAAUGUCCUUCUCACGCCUUGUUUGUGACAACACCCACAUCACCAAGGUCCCACGGCACCCAUUCCAGGCCAACAACUACCCUCAAGGCUUUGUGGAUUGCUCAGCCAUUGACAAGCUGGACCUUUCACCCUGGGCCUCAGUGGAGAAUUAGGGGCCCAGAUUUCCCAGCCUCCCACACUGUGCAGUUUUGCUCCCUUUGGUCCAUGAUGCCAUUUCAGGCAAGUUCAAUGACCCUGUCCCUUAGAGCUGCACACCCCAUCCGGGCCCUUCUAUUCAGCUGGGUUUCUUGACACUCACCAGAUGCACACCUCGCUCAAAUCCAAGGCCAGCACCUCUGCCUUUCCAGCUCUUCCACCUGAAUCCCACUGUUUCCAUGCCAUCUGCUCUGUCUGUGGGAUGUCACCCAUCCUCUCCCUGCAGCAAGUCUUGACUGAGGCCAUGGUCUUUGCACUCUUAACUUUCCUCCUCUCCUUUCAAGCUAGAUUGUGAGCUCCUUGAGCCAGAGACUUCUGUCUGCUUCCCAGUGUCCCCCGUGCCAUCAAGCAUGAUGCUCAGCACACAGCAAGGGCUCAAUAAACAUCUGAUGAUUGACUGAU